AUGACUUAUCCGAAAAGAAUACCUAUAAAUGCGUGGUCUGAUGUUCAUAGGGUGGCAAGGCCACUAAUUAUUACUUUUGAUGCAUAUAAUACAUUAUAUGCUACAAAACUUCCUGUUAUGGAACAAUACUGUAUUGUUGGACGUAAAUACGGUAUCAAGGCAAAUCCUUCAACGUUAACAAAUAAUUUUCCACACGUUUUUAAGAAACUGAAGGAAGACUAUCCUCAAUACGGAAAAUAUUCUGGUAUUAAGCCCGAAGAAUGGUGGUCCAUCUUGAUUAGGAACGUCUUCGCACCGAACGCAAUCCCCGAUGAGAUGAUAACUGAAAUAUUGACGCGGUUUGAGGGCUUCGAUUCUUAUUUUGUUUACCCAGAUUUGGUUAAAUUUUUGAAAGAUUUGAAGUCAAGACGUCCCGAUAUUAUUAUAGGGAUAGUAAGCAAUACUGAUCCAAUUUUUUACAAAUUGUUAAAGAAUAUCGGAUUGUAUGAGACAUUUGUCGGCCACAUUUAUUUGUCAUAUGAGCUUAAUCUCGCCAAGCCUGAUAGAGCAAUAUUCCAUUAUGCGUUUGACGAUAUCAUAUCUAAACACCCUCAUUUGCUAGAAAAGUACUCCAAGGAGGAAAUUCUGCAGCAUUGCUUUCACAUUGGAGAUGAGUUACACAACGAUCUUGAAGGGUCAGAAACUGCCGGUUGGACCGGUAUACUGUUGGAUAGAAAUGAUAAAUACGGGUUUCUUUCAAAUUCGAUUAGUAAACCAACCCGGGAUGAAUAUAAGCUGUCAAUUGAUAAAAUAGAUAAUAAUUCGAUAGACACUUGGAAAGCCAGUACUAAACAAACCGACACUGUACAAUUGAGUGAAAGAAAGUACGUUGUUUCAAAUCUUGAAGUCUUAGAGGAACUCUUUCCAUGA
Messenger RNA from Saccharomyces paradoxus, 909 nucleotides. RefSeq names its product Dpi35p (gene DPI35). The record is from RefSeq and is a predicted model, not a curated record. The coding region runs from base 1 to 909 and encodes 302 amino acids. The transcript has a single exon. Lineage: Eukaryota; Fungi; Ascomycota; Saccharomycetes; Saccharomycetales; Saccharomycetaceae.